AUGAUUGCUAUAAUUUUGGGGCCUUAUACACUUUCAUGGAGGAACUUUGAACUCUGCAAGGGAUCGAAAGCGAAAAAUUUGACUGAAAUAGUGGUCGAUAUUCAAAACCAAGGCGGCGGCGACUACUAUGGUCGCAUUAAUUUUACUUUCUUUGUUCCUAGUCGAAUUGAUGAGAUUAAGAUUGUAGUGAGUACUAUAAAAGACAACGUUAAAAGUGUUCUCUGGGCUUACAAUCUGAAAGAUCCUUGCCAACAUUUUCUGUUUGCGAGUGUUAUUGAGAAGAAUCUGAAUGCGCAUAACUGCGCUGUCGAAAAGGGAAAUUAUUUUUUUGAAAUAAACUUUUCUGAGCUGACGAAAUCGUUCUUGGGUUCGUCUUUCUUCUAUGGCGAUUAUAUCAUGAAAGCGACCGUUAUAACGAAGAAGGGGAACAUUGUGUGCAUUUCCAUAAACAUGGCAGUGGAGAAGAAAGGAAAAGAAGCAGCCUAA
Molecule: messenger RNA, 486 nt
Organism: Aricia agestis (brown argus)
Lineage: Eukaryota; Metazoa; Arthropoda; Insecta; Lepidoptera; Lycaenidae
Exons: 4
Coding region: 1-486 (161 amino acids)
Source: RefSeq, a predicted model, not a curated record